Molecule: messenger RNA, 852 nt
Organism: Thlaspi arvense
Lineage: Eukaryota; Viridiplantae; Streptophyta; Magnoliopsida; Brassicales; Brassicaceae
Source: the annotation of a GenBank genome assembly
AUGGAGGCUAAACCAAGUCAAGGUCUUUACCCACUUCACCGUUGCAAAACCAUACAUCUGGUGAGGCAUGCUCAAGGGAUUCACAAUGUAGCAGGAGAGAAGAACCAUGAUGCUUACUUAUCUGAGGAUUACUUUGAUGCACAUCUUACACCUCUCGGAUGGCAACAGGUAGAUAAUCUACACAAACAUGUUAAGGCAAGUGGGAUCUCCAAUAAAAUCGAGUUGGUCGUUGUGUCGCCUCUGCUCAGGACUUUGCAAACCGCGGUUGGAACUUUUGGCGGUGAAGGUUUCCGAGAUGGCGUUAAUGCAACUCCGCUUAUGACGGCGGGUGCAGGAAACAGCCACCGUCCUGCCAUAUCAAGCUUAAAUUGCCCACCUUUUAUUGCCGUUGAAUCCUGCAGAGAACAUUUGGGUGUUCAUCCUUGUGACAGAAGAAGCAGUAUCACCAAGUACCGCGAGUUAUUCCCCGCUGUUGAUUUUUCAUUGGCAAGCACCUUAACCAUUUGUAUAGAAACUGACGAAGAUGUUUUGUGGAAGCCUGACAUCAGAGAGGAGAACAAAGAUAUUGCGGCUAGAGGCGUGAAAUUCAUGAACUGGUUGAGUACAAGGAAAGAAAAGGAGAUUGCUGUUGUUACUCAUAGUGGGUUCUUGUAUCAAACAUUAAACUCAUUUGGAAACGAUUGUGUUCCCACUGUGAAAAGCGAGAUUUCUUCGCAGUUUGCUAACUGUGAGCUUCGUUCGAUUGUUUUGGUGGAUAAAUGCAUGAGCAGCUCUGAUCCUCCGGUGACCAACUAUCCCGGAAAAAUACCUUUCGGGGAAGAUCUUCCAAGUGAUAUCGCUGAUGAGAAGUAG